AAGUACAACUACAAGAGAGCCCUCUGUAAGGAUCCUAAGUUCUACCUAGUAGAGAAUAUUAAAGCUAAGUAUAGUAUCCUAGACAAAGACACCUACAAUUUUAACAAGUCUAGGUUUAUAAUAAGUGUUAUAUUAACAGGAGCUGUUGUUACAGGCUUAGAGCGUCGUAGAAGACUAAAUACAGUAUAGCAGGGCGACCAAGAGUAGAC
Molecule: messenger RNA, 209 nt
Organism: Didymella exigua CBS 183.55
Lineage: Eukaryota; Fungi; Ascomycota; Dothideomycetes; Pleosporales; Didymellaceae
Exons: 2
Source: RefSeq, a predicted model, not a curated record